AUGAGUGGUGAGUGGAGUAGUGUACAUUAUGAAACGGCAACGAAUGAUUUUGUGAAUGAUUUAAAAAGUUUAUCGUUAUUUCAAAAAUCAAAUGAAUAUGCUGAUACAAUUGAACGUUUACUUAUCUAUUUAAAACAAGCGACUCCUUAUGGAUUAUUAAAAAACAAACCAUUUGCCUUUGCUAUUAUCGAUAAUUUACAUCGAAUCAUAUCAAUAUUUGAUAAAAAAUUAUUAGAUGAAAAUGAAAAUUCUCAAUUAACAAAUUUAUUUUUAAAUUCAAUCAGUGAUUUAUAUCAAGAUGUAAAUUUAUACGAACUAUUUCUUGCUAUUAAAGAUGUAACUCGUAUUGAAAUUAUUUUUCAUAAUUAUUUACCAUUAUUAAAACAAAAUUAUUUUACAAAUGAUGAUACAUAUGAUUCUCUUAUUACUUGUAUUUUACCUAUUAUUGGAUGUUCAUCUGCAUUUGUUUUAAUCAAUGAAAAUAAUUUACCAUCAAAUCUUCUUUCAUAUUUACUUGUAUUUGCUAAAAAUAAUUGGCAUAAUAAACAAAGACAAAACGUCAUUAUUAGUAUUUUAAUGCUAAUUAAAAUAUUAUGUAAAAAACCUAUGUUAGUAGCAAUGAUCAUUCGUUCUGAAUGGCCAAAUGCUUGUAUUCAAUGGUUAGAAGUAAGUGGACCAAGACCAUCAAUAAAAACUGAUUGUUUACUUGCUCAUAUCUUAUUAAAACUUGCUCGACAUGCAGUAGCUGUUGAAUAUUUGAAUCAAUUAAAUUGUAUUCAAGCACUUAAUGCAAGUAAAGAACAAAUGAAAAAAGAUUAUACUGAAGAAGAAUAUGCAACUAUUGAUUUUAUACAAUCUAUAAUUUAUGCUUUACUUGUCGAAGCUGAUGAAAUCAAACGAAAUUUUGUAUUUGCUGAUAAAUUGAUGUGUAAUAUACUUAAACAACUUGUUUCCUAUACAAUUCAAGCAUCGAAAAAUGAAUUAUUUAUACACAAAGGUUGUCAUAUAUCCGAAUUUUUAUGUGUAUUAUGUAAAUUAUUUGUUAAUGAUGAUAUUGUAAAUAAAUGUUUAAAUGAAAGUAGUCAAUUAUUUGAUUGUCUAACUCAAUUACUUAUUCAAUUUACAAUGACUAAUAAUGAUUUAACAAGAUGUCAACAGGCACUUAAUGAUGAAGCAUUAGUAUCAUUAGCUAAUCUUUUAUGGAGUAUAUCAUUUCAUGAAUCUUAUCAUGAAAAAUUUCGAUCAAAUAAAGCUCUUAUGAAUACAAUAUCAAAUUUAGCUACAUCAUCAUUAUUAUAUACCAACACCCAUAAUAGAUCAUGUCCACGAGAUAUAUGUUCAUUAAAAAAAGCAACAGAAGGUAUUCUUUGGAAUUUAAAAUCCUUAUAUAUAACUCAACAAAAACAUAUAUCCGAAGAAAAACCAAUGAUUAUGAUUAGUUAUUCUCAUAGCGAUUCAAUAUUUUGUAAGGAAGUUGUUGAACAUUUAUCUCAAUAUAUAACUGUUUGGGUCGAUUAUAAACAAGUAACUCAAAAUAAUGCGCAUUCAGAUGAUUUAUGGGAAGAAAUUGCUGGUGCUAUGGAAAUGGCAAGUAUUAUUAUUUUAAUUGUAUCAAAAGAAUAUUAUGAUUCAAAAUCAUGUCGACAAGAACUUUCUUAUGCUACUGAUACAUUAAAAAAACGUAUUGUACCUAUUUAUGCUCCAGAACAACAAUUUAAAGCAAGUGGUUGGCUUGGAAUACGAAUUGCUGGUCAAAAAUAUGUACAUUUUGGUCGAAAAAAUUUUACCGAGGCUUUCAAUGAACUUCUUUCAUUAGUUACUGUUGAUCAAAAAUCGAUUGCGAUACCAGCAUCAACAUCAUCACCAUCAAAACCAAUUGUAGCAAAAACAUCAAAAAUUGACACUUCAUUGAAAUCUUGGACAUCAAAAGAUAUUCGAAAAUGGUUUGAAGAUAAUCAUAUUCAUAAAGAUUUAAUUACGCUUUUUGCUGAUCAAUUUUAUACUGGUACAGCUUUGAUUGUUUAUGCACAUCAUUUAAAACGAUUUUAUCGUAAUGAAUAUUCAGAAAUUUCAACAAAUUAUUCGAGAACAUUUCAUGGUAAACGACUUCAAACAAUUGAUUUUAUUACAUUUGCUGAUGCAUUUUGGCGUUUACGUGAAGAACACGAUCCUCAAAGUAAAAUCGACGAUACAUGUGAAAAAUAUACUACAAAUCAAUUAUCAUGUCCAAUGAAAGUUUUAAAAGAAGGAACAGCAUGGCUGUGUCAACGUACAGCUGCCACAGUGAUGAAAGAAAAAAUUAUUUUGAAUUUAUCUAUAUCAUCGAGAGUAACAGGCCGAAACAAUCAUUUUAUGCACUAUGAUCGUCUCAAACAAACUCCAAAUUCUAGGCAGGAUAAUCUUGCUGAACAAGUUUCAAAUACUACACAAUAUAAAACUGUUCAACAAACUCAAGAACCAAAAAUUAAAAGUGAACCAACUGACUAUAUACAAAAGGCACGGUAUGAUUGUAACCCACAUUAA
Messenger RNA from Adineta steineri, 2523 nucleotides. NCBI's taxonomy places the organism in Eukaryota, Metazoa, Rotifera, Eurotatoria, Adinetida, Adinetidae. The record is from the annotation of a GenBank genome assembly.